CAACUCUUAACUCUGAAGUUUUUCUUCUUCCCGGCGAUGACCGAUGAAACGGAGGAAGAUAACACGACGCAGCAGCGAUCAUCAGGAAACGACGGCGUUUCAAAGAAGAAGAAGAAGAGUGUAGGUUCGAAGGGAGAUAAAGCAAAGAGAGCUCUUAUCGGAGCUGGUGGUCGGAUCCUGUUUUAUCCGACUCUUUUGUACAACCUCGUCCGCUUCAAACUCCAGUCUCAAUUUCGAUGGUGGGAUCAAAUCGAUGAGUAUCUGCUGAUGGGAGCGGUUCCAUUUCGUAAGGAUGUUCCGCGAUUAAAACAGUUAGGUGUUGGUGGCGUGAUUACUCUUAAUGAACCUUAUGAGACUUUGGUACCAUCCUCUUUGUACAAUGCUUAUGAAAUGGAGCAUCUAGUGAUACCAACACGGGAUUACUUGUUUGCUCCUUCGAUUGCAGAUAUAACCCGAGCUGUCAACUUCAUUCACAAGAAUGCUUUGCUUGGUAAAACUACUUACGUCCAUUGCAAAGCUGGUCGCGGAAGAAGUACUACCGUUGUUCUCUGUUAUCUGAUUGAACAUAAGAGUAUGACUGUAGCUGCAGCUUUUGAACAUGUGCGCUCAAUAAGACCGCGGGUUUUAUUGCAUGAUUCACAGAGGAAGGUUGUUGAGGAAUUUAACAGAUUACAAUCUCCUUUGAGCGAAUCAGCAUUCAUCGCAACCUCUAAUGAUAUUGUAAGUUAAAUGGCAAAGACUAAGUCAGUCAUAACUCAGUAAUUCCGAAAUCGAUCAAAAGCUAAGCAGGAGGUGUUUUGACAAGACUUCUCUGCUUCCUUUUGGUUCUGUUAAAAUCUCCGGUUUUGAUCUUCUGAUUCGGCUUGGCUCCUGCGAAAUUGUGUCCGGUCUAGAUGGUUAGCAAUAUUAUAACAAAAUGACUUGUUGGUU
This is a messenger RNA of Arabidopsis arenosa, 930 nucleotides long. The record is from the annotation of a GenBank genome assembly. Lineage: Eukaryota; Viridiplantae; Streptophyta; Magnoliopsida; Brassicales; Brassicaceae.